Messenger RNA from Formica exsecta, 1182 nucleotides. Its product is annotated as carbonic anhydrase 2-like. The coding region runs from base 130 to 1110 and encodes 326 amino acids. The record is from RefSeq and is a predicted model, not a curated record. Gene Ontology annotation, molecular function: carbonate dehydratase activity; zinc ion binding. The transcript is spliced from 6 exons. Lineage: Eukaryota; Metazoa; Arthropoda; Insecta; Hymenoptera; Formicidae. Gene Ontology annotation, cellular component: cytoplasm.
UCGACCGAGCCGGCGGCACCUCAGUCCUCCACCGACCGUAACAAAGCAUUCACAUUUUCCUUCGCUGAUUUCUCGACGAAUCGGCGAGUCCGCCGCGGGAUUUCACGGUGUUAUACGCCGACGGGGUGAAUGAUCAUGGUGUUUUUGAUCGCUACUCUUGGCCUUCUUCUCCUUCCAGGAUUCUGCCUAGGCGAGGAUUUCGGUUAUGACGGAAAUCAUGGUCCAUCGCACUGGGGCGAGGAGUAUCACGCGUGCAUCGGGAAACAUCAAUCGCCCAUUAAUAUAGAGGAGCACAAUGUCAAGAACGUCAGUUUACCGCCGUUGAAGUUGACCGGAAUUGACGAUCCGUGCCUAACGUUCGUGACGAACAACGGUCACACGGUUAUGUUGAAAAUCAACGAAUCCAAAAUGGCCAUGUUAUCUGGAGGACCUUUGGGAAAUAAUGUCUAUGUGUUUGAGCAAUUACACUUCCAUUGGGGAGAAAAUGAUUACGAGGGAUCCGAAGAUUUAAUUAAUAAUCGCUCGUUUCCGAUGGAAAUGCAUGCCGUUUUUUACAAGGAAAAUUAUAAGUCGAUGGACGAAGCUUUUAAGCAUCCCGAUGGUCUAGCUAUUUUAGCAUAUCUAUACGAGGUAAGGCCUAAUCCGAAUCCAAUGUACGAACCUAUCGUAGAAGUAUUACCUGACAUAGAAACGGUAGGCAACGAAAUAGUAUUGCGAGAGCUCUUGCAGUUGCGAAAAUUGUUUGUAUCAGAUAUUACUACCAUGCAAAACUAUUUCACGUAUAACGGUUCGCUGACAACUCCACCUUGUCUCGAGGUAGCUACAUGGAUUGAGUUUAAGGAUCGUCAGCGGUUGUCGCAUGAACAAUUAGCUGCUUUCCGUAAUAUACGGACCAUAGAAGGCAAGAAACUGACUCACAACUUUCGGCCGGUGCAGCCUUUGGAAGAUCGAAUAGUUCUUCAAAAUAUUCCAAGAGAACAGACCACACCAAAAAACAUUCCUCGCACUUAUCAUCGUUUCGAUGAACAUUCUGGACAGCACAAUGUCAAAGUGCCAUUUUCCAUCAUCGCGCUAGGAGUUUUUUUUGCGCUCAUUUUAUUUGCCAUAUGAAAACCUCGAUGUGGAAUAUUCUAGUCAGUGGCAUCUUUCAUAAUUGCUAUCUUAUUUUUUAUUAACGGAAUG